Messenger RNA from Coregonus sp. 'balchen', 9107 nucleotides. Lineage: Eukaryota; Metazoa; Chordata; Actinopteri; Salmoniformes; Salmonidae. The record is from the annotation of a GenBank genome assembly.
AUGUGGCUAUUGACACUUGUAGCUUGGUUCGUGAUAUGGGCUGGUGGGACGUACUGGUAUCUUUUCGGCAAUCCAAGCCCUUUUUCUCUGGAUUCAGUGAGGCCUCCGGAACCCCGGGAGUUUGACCAAAGGAAGAGGGACAAAGUGAACAAACAAGGUACGGUAAAGCUCUGAGUUUGCAGAAUUGGGCAUGUGUGACUGUGUCUGCUCUGUGUCCCACAAUGUAUGUAUAACAUUUCCAUGUUAAAUCACAAUAUUGAUAUGGAAUGUGUUACUGUUCAAAGCUGGGGGGGGGGGGAUAAACAGUCUGCUGAGUAUUGCCUUCGACCAGAUCACCAAAGGGCCAGCUGGAGUUUGUGAAGCUGGACCAGCACUUUGACACCACCCAGAUUGGUGAGGAGAAACAUGAGUACAGCAUCUGCAAGACAGAGAUGGAGGCUCACCUGAAGAAGCAGUUCCCAGAUGACGUUGCUACCAUCAAAACUUUUUUUAAUAUCAUGAAGGCACUUUAUUUAUUUCUGCAGGGGGCUUUGUUGGUCAUGAGAUCACUAAUGUGAUCAAAUGAGGAUCAACAGUAUUGUAGUCACCUCAAGCCAUCACCUAGCAACCUCAUCAAGACAUUUGGAUCUCUUGGGGUAACAGCUGAGGUGUUUGGUUGACAGUCCCAAGGUCAAAGGUUCAAGCCCUGGUUGGGAUUACCCUCUGACUUCGCUACAGUAUAUUAACUGAUGCUUUUUCCUCAAAUGUCCUUCUGUAUCAUGAAGACCCAUUACCUGGCCUCUCUGAAGCUGGUCCCCCACUACCUGGCCUCUCUGAAGCUGAUCCCCCAUUGACUGGCUCUGUUCCUGCUGAAGUCUGGCAUCGCCAACUUUCUGGUACUGGAGCUACAGACCUGGUCAGCACUUUGACCACCAACACCUUGACCACCUUCACAUCAUCUUCAGCUACCUCUUCUACGGUAGGUAGACUUAACAUUCUAGAUUAUAUUUAAGUGAUAAUGCCAGAGAAGCUGGUGUUUGGAGGAUAUAUUGGCAUGGGUGGGGCAAACCAUGCCAAUAUAUCCUCCAAACAACGACUCUGAGGUCAUUAUCACUUUUAUCACAGUAACGGGUUACCGACAUAUUAAAAUAAUGAUUUACAUAUUUUAAUUGAAAACGUUAUUUUGAUGAAUUUAUUCAUACUAUUUCAUCCUUCCACAAGAUAUACAGUGCAUUCCGUAAAUAUUCAGACCCCUUGAAUUUUUCCACAUUUUGUUACGUUACAGCCUUAUUCUAAAAUUGAUUACAUUAUUAUCUUUUUCACAUCAAUCUACACACAGCACCCCCUAAUGACAAAGCAAAAACCGUUUUUUAGACAUUUUUGCAAAUGUAUUAAAACAAAAAAACAGAAAUACCUUAUUUAAGUAUUCAGACCCUUUGCUAUUAGACUCGAAAUUGAGCUCAGGUGCAUCCUGUUUCCAAUGAUCAUCCUUGAGAUGUUUCUACAAUUUUGAUUGGAGUCCACCUGUGGUAAAUUCAAUUGAUCGGAUAUGAUUUGGAAAGGCACACAGCUGUCUAUAUAAGGUCCCACAGUUGACAGUGCAUGUCAGAGGUCGAAGGAAUUGUCCGUAGAGCUCCGAGACAGGAUUGUGUCGAGGCAGAGAUCUGGGAAAGUGUACCAAAAGAUUUCUGCAGCAUUGAAGGUCCCAAGAACACAGUGGCCUCCAUCAUUCUUAAAUGGAAGAAGAUUGGAACCACCAAGACUCUUCCUAGAGCUGGCCGCCCGGCCAAACUGAGCAAUCGGGGGAGAAGGGCCUUGGUCAGGGAGGUGACCAAGAACCCGAUGGUCACUCUGACAGAGCUCCAGAGUUCCUCUGUGGAGAUAGGAGAACCUUCCAGAAGGACAACCAUCUCUGCAGCACUCCACCAAUCAGGCCUUUAUGGUAGAGUGGCCAGACGGAAGCCACUCCUCAUUAAAAGGCACAUGACAGCCCGCUUGGAGUUUGCCAAAAGGCACCUAAAGACUCUCAGACCAUGAGAAACAAGAUUCUCUGGUCUGAUGAAACCAAGAUUGAACUCUUUGGCCUCAAUGCCAAGUGUCACGUCUGGAGGAAACCUGGCGCCAUCCAUACAGUGAAGCAUGGUUGUGGCAGCAUCAUGCUGUGGGGAUGUUUUUCAGCUGCAGGGACUGGGAGACUAGUCAGGAUCUAGGGAAAGAUGAACGGAGCAAAGUACAGAGAGAUCCUUGAUGAAAACCUGCUCCAGAGCUCUCAGGACCUCAGACUGGGGCGAAGGUUCACCUUCCAACAGGACAAUGGGCCUAAUUCACCAAUCGUUCUUACGAAGUAAUGUGUUCUUAAACCCCACUUAUGCACCUUUUACGAAGAUUCUGACAUUCACUGUUUUCUCAUCUUGGAUUUGUUCUUAGCUAAGAACAAAAUCCACGCUCACUCAAGAGCAUUCUCACGCACAUUUGAGUGAUGACAGUUUGCUCCAAAUAAUUGGUUACUGCAUUUCAUUUAAUUCUACAGUCGUUUACAAUUAUAGUAUUUUACUGUAAUGUAUUUCUGAUCAUUUGUUGAAAAAAAAAUCAUAGUAUGCAAAGAAACACUAACACUGCAAUUUACAUCAGCAAUUAAGAUGAUUAAAUCCUGCAUUAUGUAGUGAUUGAUCGCGCUAUUUAUAGGGCCAAAAUGGGCCUGUUUCUGCACAUCAGGCAUGCUAUCAAAAUGGCAUUUCUGCUUGACGACAUUGCCGAGCGUGCUCUGAGAAGGGAACACAUCUUUGAGGAUCACGUUGAUUUAUUUGCAGAGACUGACGAGUACUUGAUCGGACGGUUUAGGCUUCCAAGACACGUUUGAAUGGAGCUCUGUGAUACUUUGGAGCCAGCGCUGCGAAGCCAUACCCAACGGUCCACUCCAGUACCACCUCAUGUGCAGGUACUCUCCACCUUGGGAUUUUUAGCCACUGGGACAUUUCAGCGGGAGUUAGCAGACGGGGGUGGGCAUAUCACAGCCAUCCAUCAGCCGCGCUCUCCCACGAGUUGUGGAUGGAAUAAAUCAACUGGCCACACAAUAUAUUUUCUUCCCCUACACAGCGCAACAACAGCUGCCGGUCAAGAGAGGGUUCUACUCAAUUGCGGGUCUGCACAACGUAAUCGGGGCAAUAGACUGCACUCACGUGCGCAUUAAGGCACCCUCACCAGACCCAUUCCCAUACCUCAACCGCAAGCAAUAUCACUCAAUCAAUGUACAAGUCAUCUGCGACUCCGACAACAAUCUCUUGAACGUGGUCUCCCGCUUCCCAGGAGGUGCACAUGACUCUUAUAUUUUGCAGUACAGUUCUGUGGGAAUGCGCCUGGAACAAGGAGCUACUGGAGACGCAUGGCUCAUUGGUAAGCAUCGUUCAGUAAUUUCAAUUUCCAAUUGUUGGUUUCAAAAAGUGGGUUUCUUCAUUAAUGACUUGUUUCAUUAGGAGAUCGGGAGUAUGCCCUUGAGCACUAGCUAAUGACGUCACUCACAAACCCUCAGACGCACCAAGAGGCCUCUUAUAACCAGAGACAAGCACACACCCGCUCCACCAUUGAGCGAACCAUUGGUAUUCUGAAGGGACGCUGGAUGUGUUUGGACACAGCAGGUGGUAAGCUGCUUUACAAGCCAGAGAAGGUGAGUAGGACUACUUGUUUUAUUCAGGUUUGAAAAAUGGAGAACAUGUUGUAGAAUAAUCUAAUACCAACAAUUCAUUUUAUUUAGUUUUUCUAGCUUUUGAUCAUCUUUACACAGUUUUUAGGUUUGCAGAAUAAUCAUGGCCUGUUGUGUGUUACACAACAUUGCUAUAAAGCGUGGUGUCGUUCUCCGCUAACAUCAAGGCGGUGACCCGAUCCUGUAAGUUCAUGCUCUACAACAUUCGGAGAGUACGACCCUGCCUUACACAGGAAGCGGCACAGGUCCUAAUCCAGGCACUUGUCAUCUCCUGUCUGGAUUACUGCAACUCGCUGUUGGCUGGGCUCCCUGCCUGUGCCAUGAAACCCCUACAACUCAUCCAGAACGCCGCAGCCCGUCUGGUGUUCAACCUUCCCAAGUUCUCUCACGUCACCCCGCUCCUCCGCACACUCCACUGGCUUCCAGCUCUGAUCAGUCCCUACACCCAAACGAGGGCAUUGCGUUCAUCCACCUCUGGCCUGCUGGCCCCCCUACUUCUGCGGAAGCACAGUUCCCGCUCAGCCCAGUCAAAACUGUUCGCUGCUCUGGCACCCCAAUGGUGAAACAAGCUCCCUCACGACGCCAGGACAGCGGAGUCACUCACCACCUUCCGGAGACACUUGAAACCCCACCUCUUUAAGGAAUACCUGGGAUAGGAUAAAGUCAUCCUUCUACCCCCCCCUUACCCCACCCAAAAAAUAAAUAAAUGGUAAAGUGGUUGUCCCACUGGCUAUCAUAAGGUGAAUGCACCAAUUUGUAAGUCGCUCUGGAUAAGAGCAUCUGCUAAAUGACGAAAAUGUAAAUGUAAAUGUGUUCCACUUCCACUUCAGCCACCACACCAGGAUGUGCGUCCUGACCCAUUGCUGGGACCAGACAACCGACUUGGCGUGGAAGUCAGACAACAAAUAAUUUCUCGUUUUUGAUUUGUUUUGUCCUUUAAAUACCACAAAUUAAACACAUGAAAUGACACAGGUUUCAGUGCGCGUUCUUUAUAUUUUUAAAUGUGUGUUUAUGUUUUUGAGUGUUUCUGAUAUUGUGGCCAGAGUUGAAGCGAUUUCACAGAGAAUGGUUAUCCAAGACCGCAUCGGAGAUGACACGUGCAGUUGGACGGGACCUGGGGGCACAUACAGAGGCAGGCCUACUGCAGGAAGGCCGAAUGGUGUCAGGUUCCUCUUCACAGAGGGGUUGCCUGGAUUGGAGAUCUGUAAAUAACAAAAACGAUACUGAAAGUGAAACAGUCACAGUGCACAGAUUUUUUUGUUGUUGUUGAUGUUUCAGUUUGUUAAUUAUAGGCCUACUGCAAAAGCAAUAUGAUUUCAAACUGAAUAAACUAGGAAUUCAGGUGAUGACUCAUUCACAGUCUCAUAGGCCCACAUUUGGUUUCACAAACUGGUGUAAAAUUCCUUUCCAAUGGAUUCACCGUUGAUUUCAGUUAAAUUAUGGGAUGAAAUUGUAUACAUUCAGAAAGACUUGCUUACCGUCUGAUUCACUGGUGGGAGAUGGCCUUGGAGGAUAUGAAGCUGUUGAUAUAGGGCCCUGGUCAGUGUCCAGUUGCUCAGCUGAUGGCACAUCUGAGAGUGCCGUCUCACCAAUAAUGGCCCCGAUGCGUUGGUCAAUCUCAGAUAACUCAGGGCCUGCAUGCCCCCCUCCAGUGGUCAGCAUAUGUCUCUUAUGUUUGCCAAUGGAUUUUUUGGUCUCUGAUUUUAAGUCAAUCUUCAAUUGGGCGACGUUGUCCAGAAACAGAGUUCACGGAAUCUGUGAUAUCCUUCCAUGCCUCCGUUUUGUUGGUGGCUUUAAAACCACUGGAAACACUACUAAAUAUUAUGCCUCGUUUGGCAUUUACCUGUUGCAGUAGCAUUUCUAUUUCAGAAUUACUGAAGUUCCUUUUUCGUUUGGUGAUCGGUGGACCACCACCGUCUGUGCGUCUUUUGGACAUUCUCCAACUUUUCUUGCACACGGCCCUGAAGUGUCAUGUCCUUAUAUGGGAAUUUGCGGGGCGUUUUCUUAUGCUAAUUAGGAACAACUGGCACACGCUUUCAAUUACGAAGACGUGGGAUUCAUCAAUCCUAAGAACACAGGUGCGAACAAUUCUGUUGUUUAAGAACAUGUCAUGAAUCCGAUGUAGACUUUUCUUAGGGAGUUUAUUAAGAACAAAGUUUAGAAAAUUCUUAGGUAGAUAUUGGUGAAUGAGGCCCAUUGACCCUAAGCACACAGCCAAGACAACGCAGGAGUGGCUUUGGGACAAGUGAAUGUCCUUGAGUGGCCCAGCCAGAGCCCGGACUUGAACCCGAUCGAACAUCUCUGGAGAGACCUGAAAAUAGCUGUGCAGCGAUGCUCCCCAUCCAACCUGACAGAGCUUGAGAGGAUCUGCACAGAAGAAUGGGAGAAACUCCCCAAAUACAGGUGUGCCAAGUUUGUAGCGUCAUACCCAAGAAGACUCAAGGCUGUAAUCACUGCCAAAGGUGCUUCAACAAAGUCCUGAGUAAAGGGUCUGAAUAGUUAUGUAAAUGUGAUAUUUCAGAUUUCAGAUUUUGUAUAAAUUUCUGAAAACCUGUUUUUGCAUUGUCAUAAUGUGUGUAGCUUGAUGAGUAUAAAAAAAAUCCAUUUUAGAAUAAGGCUGUAACGUAACAAAAUGUGAAAAAAGUCAAGGGGUCUGAAUACUUUCCGAAUGCGCUGUAGUCCCGUCACAAAUCUUGGGUUGCUUCCCAAGCCGGAUGGUCGUUCAUUAUAUCGGUUCUGUUGCCAGAGACGCGACCCAGUCGUUCAGUCUUUUUGUUCUGUAUCUAUGGACGCGACCCAGUCGUUCGUUCUAAAUGUUCCAUUGUAAUACUGGCUGGCAAAGUUCUUAUCCCUUUAUCCCUUGCUUGCUAGCUAGCCAACUACGGCUAACAAACAGUCACGUCAAUCAGUGCAGCCAGAAUAACAACAAAGUAGCUGCAUUUGCAUUUGUUUAAGCUGUUUUCUAGUUACAUUUAUUUGGAUACAUCCAUAACAAUGAGCUAAUGAUGCGCAAUUUCACCUGCCGUAGAAAAUGUGCUCUCUCGUCAGGACACUGUUGUACAGAGGAGCUAGCCAACAACACAGCUAACACAAUCACUUCAAACUGAAGCUGGAAAGACUGCAAACUAGCACUUCGUUUCGUUUUACCUGUUUUCUAUUGAUAUUUCUUUGUAUAUAUACAUACAAAUUAUGCUGAUUCAUGAUUUCGACUGGCUGAGAAAAGCUGCCUGCCUGUCUGUCUCGUCCCGACUCCCAACACACUCAUUACUAUGCGACAGCUGGAGAUCAAAUUUGAAUAUUGAAACAAUGUUGUAAAUUUUGGAGAGACAGACAGCAAGGUUUAUACAAAUCUCCCCUGUUGAAAACUAAAUGUUUGUCUAAAAGAAAUGUGAGAUAAUGUCUAGAUGCUUUUUAUAGUGGAGAUAAAGUUCAUAAAGUGCCUGGCUGGGCUGAUGAGACAGUGGAUUGCGCAGUCAGAUGGAACAGAGUAAAUAGGCAUUUUAACGUCAUAGAUUUAGCUGGUUGUUUAGCUUAUUAUUUAUUUUCUGUUUCCCCUCAAGGUGUUCCACCCAAGGACUCCAGUGUUGUGAUCAAUGCUCUUCUGUUGCACCACGACAAGAGAGAUACUACCCUAAAGGAGGAGAUCUCCUACCACAUCAUCCCUGUCAUCCAGAAGUCUGGAGGCAACAUCCUGGUCAGACCACCUAUCACCCAGAUUCUGGUCAACAAGGACGGGGCUGCAUAUGGUGAGAAUCCAGGUAUGGUCCAUAUCCUUUUCACAAUGGACAAACAGAGUCGUAUUGCAUUGAUUCAGUCCCUGAAUGAUAGGCCAGAUGUGAAAACUCUAUAAUAACAGCCCACAGACAAAUGACACACACAGUCAACACAGUCUCCCCUUGUUGUGCUGGGAGAGUAAGUAUUACAUCGCUUAUUUCCUCAUGCAAGAAUUAUGAGGACUUAAAGAAGCUUGUCCUGUGAUGAGAUCAUGUUGAUAUUUCAAAGGCAUACAAUGUAUUUCUGAGUCAGAUCCUGUUUGUUUCCAUUGCCAGGUGUGAAGGUGAGGAAGGGACAGGAGGAGGUGGAGGUACAUGCUCCUGUGAUCAUCUCCAACUGCGGUCUGUUCACCACCUUCCAGAAACUACUGCCCCCUCAGAUCCAGACCAAGCCAGGUGAGUCACACUGACAAACUAACAACAUGUAGGAUCUCAAUCAAUCAACUGACUGAUCGAUCAAUCGAUCUGUGUUGCCUUAUGGUGUUCUGUCUUGCUAUUGUCAAGUCUUGCUAUGGGCAGUUGAGGGAAAAGUACACAAUUAUCAUACUUGAAUAAAAGUAAAGAUACCUUAAUAGAAAAUGACUCAAGUAAAAGUGAAAGUCACCCAGUAAAAUACUACAUGAGUAAAAGUCUAAAAGUAUUUGGUUUUAAAUCUACUUAAGUAUCAAAACUAAAUGUAAUUGCAAAAAUAUACUUAAGUAUCAAAAGUAAAAGUACAUCAAAAGUAAAAGUAUAAAUAAGUUCAAAUUCCUUAUAUUAAGCAAACCAGACAGCACCAUUUUCUUGUUUUUUAAAUUUACAAAUAGCUAGUGGCACACUCCAACACUCAGACAUCAUUUACAAGUGAAGCAUAUGUGUUUAGAAAGUCCACUAGAUCAGAGGCAGUAGGGAUGAACAGGGAUGUUCUCUUGAUAAGUGCGUGAAUUGGACCAUUUUCCUGUCCUGCUAAGCAUUCAAAAUGUAACGAGCACUUUUGGGUGUCAGGGAAAAUGUAGGAAUUCAAAAGUACAUUAUUUUCCUCAGGAAUGUAGUGAAGUAAAAGUAAAAGUUGUCAAAAAUAUAAAUAGUAAAGUACAGAUACCCCAAAAAACUACUUAAGUAGUACUUUAAAGUAUUGUUACUUAAGUACUUUACACCACUGGCUAUUGGUUGAUGGUAAAACACUUUCUUCCUAACAGACAUCCAGAAACGUCUGACAUGAUGAAACACGGCAGAGGAUCAUUAUCUCUGGCUGUCAUGGAACCCAAGAGGAGCUGGGUAUGGUCGCCACCAGCUUCUUCUUCAUAGUAAUAUGGAUGGCUCCUAAGUACAAGGCACCGAGUGCUCUUUCAACAUUGAAAUGAGAUGAUAUCGCUCUCUGUACUCACAAGGUGGCGCUGCUGCAUAAACAAUGAAUACAAGCAGUUACUAUGGCAUCCAUAUAUAGCCUACAGUUAUAUAUGACCGUUUUUUAUGGAGACUAGUUUAUUGAUGCAUCAUCACUCCAGCAUUCUUCAGAUGUUUACAGCCUUGUUGUUUUGUGUAGGAUGGAAGGGUUCUUUGCCAUGAGUAAAGAGGAUGAACCUGAUAACAUCCCCAUGAUGUUCAUCACCUUCCCCUCUGCCAAAGAUCCUAUAGCCAAAAUGAGACACCCAGGUAGGAUACUGUACCACUGA